AUGGAUGGCCGCGACUUCGCGCCGCCGCCGCAUCUGCUGUCGGAGCGCGGGAGCCUGGGCCACCGCAGCGCCGCCGCCGCCGCCGCCGCGCGCCUCGCUCCGGCCGGGUCAGCUGCGCAGCCGCCCGCGCACUUCCAGCCGGGAAAGUACUUCCCAUCGCCGCUGCCCAUGGCUUCGCACACAGCCAGCAGCCGCCUGAUGGGAAACUCUCCAGCCUCUUCUUUCAUGGGCAGCUUCCUCACCAGCAGCCUGGGCUCCGCGGCCUCCACGCACCCUAGUGGCCCCACCUCCUCCCCCUCUGAGCAGGCCUAUCGUGGCUCCCACCCGGCCACCUCCCAGAUCUGGUUCUCCCACUCCCACGAAGCUCCGGGGUACCCCAGGUUUUCGGGGAGUCUGGCAUCCACUUUCCUACCCGUGAGCCACUUGGAUCACCAUGGAAACAGCAACGUUCUCUACGGGCAGCACCGUUUCUAUGGAACCCAAAAAGAUAACUUCUACCUGCGCAACCUGCCCCCCCAGCCCGCCCUCCUGCCCGCCAACCACAACUUCCCUGGCGUGGCCCGCGCUGCACCCGCCCACCCCAUCGGCUCCUGCAGUCGCGACCGGGGCGAGGCCGGCCCCCUGCAGAAGGGCCCCAAGGAGUUCGACCGCUUCCUCAUGGGCAAGGAGCUGGGCAGAGAGAAGGCCGGCAAGGCGGCCGAGGGCAAGGAGCGCCCGGCGGCCGAGGAGGAUGGUGGCAAGGAGCGGCACAAGCUGGUGCUGGCCGACGGGCACUGCAAGGAGGGGGUCCCUGUGCCCCGAGGCACCUGCGAGGGCCGCCCCAAGCACCCCACCUCCUGCCUCCUCAAUGCCAAGGCCCUCGAGGGCGACUCGGGCAAGGCCACGCUGGCCAGCUGUGCGGGGGGCUCGCUGGGGCGGCCCGGAGUGGGGGCGGUGGCCCCCGGGCGCUGCGCAAAGGAGGCGGUGGGCCCCAUGGAGCCUGGGCCAGCCUUCGGCGAGUGCUUGGAGCGGCGGCAGAUGCUGCACCACGCCGCGUCCUACUCGGUGCCGUCGGGCCUGCCCGCCGGGCCUCCCCCUCCCCUUGGCACGGCCACCGGCUCCUUCCCCUGCCUGCAGCUGCAUGGGGGGCCCGACGGGCUCUGCCCACUGCAGGACAAAGUUCCCCGGGACCUGAAGGCCAGCAGGCCCACCUUUGUGCCUUCCGUGGGUCACCUAGCCGACAAGAGCCGCCCCUUCCAGGCGGCCGAGGCCUGUGCUGUGGUGGCCGAGGGCAAGGACCGGCACCUGGAGGGGGCCCCGGCUUCUGACCACGCUGCGCCCUACGGGGUCUCCUAUGCCCACCUGAAGGCUGAGGGCACGGCUGAGCGGCGGCCCGGGGGCUUCGAGGCAGCCCUCAACCCCCGGCUAAAGGGCCUGGAGUAUCUCAACAGCGCGGGCCCCGAGGCCGCCUUCCCGGGGCUCCCCAAAGGCUGUCUGGACAAAGGCGGCUAUUUCGAGUUGCCUGCGCCUUCACAGGACUGUGCCCGGCCCGGUCACCAGGACCCGCUGGCUGGGAAGGCCAACCAGGCCUGCUGCACUUUAGAUAAGACCGCCCUCAAGGAAGCCCCGACUGGUGCUUCUGGGACCCAGAAGGUGGCCCGGAUCCGGCAUCAGCAGCACUUGGUGGCCCCUGAACCGGAGCCAGGGGGCACGGGGGCCGAGGCCAAGCGCAAGUCCCUGGAGCUGGCUUGUCUGGGCUACGGCGGGUCCCACCUGCCCCCAUGGGGCGUGCAGGCAGGCCAGGGCACCGCAAUGGCCAUCAGCGAGGAGCACAAGGCGGGCACCUACCUGGACCCCUUCGGCAGCGGCCUGCAGCAGGCGGCACUCUUGUCCCAGGAGCUGCCCACCCCGCCGGGCGAGGUCUCGGCCAUGAAGAACCUGCUUAAGUACAGCAACCAGGCCCUGGUCGUGGGCCAGAAGGCACCGUUCGUGGGCCUGGACGGCCUCAAGGCCAGCUGUGCUCAGCAGGAAGCAAAGUUCCCGUCCUCCAAGGGCCCCGGCCAGGCAGAGAGGCCCGACUGUGCCCGCAGCCGGGAGCACGAUGCCCCGCAUGGCGACGGGGAGGCGCGGCAGCCGCCGGUGGGCAUCGCGGUGGCCUUGGCCCGGCAGAAGGAUACGGUGAGCCGGUCGGAGACGGCCUAUGGUGCCAACUCCGGGCGGCAGGGCCGGGCCGCCCCCACGUUCAAAGCCGGCGGGGGGCCCCGCUCUGCACACGCGCUGGACCUGGAGGCCGAGGAGGAGAGGACGAGGCUGUGUGACGACCGCCUGGGGCUGGCUGGCCGCGAGCUGCUGCUGCAGGACAACAAAGACCUCGUGGACUUUGCCCGGAUCCACCCGUCAAGCAGCUGUCCCGGAGACCUGGCCCCCCACCUCAUGAUGCAGGGUGGCCAGCUGGGGGGGGACCCGGCCCCCCACCCUGCCCACCCCCCCUGGCUGCCUCGCACGCGCAGCCCCUCCUUGUGGAUGGGGGGACACUCCUACGGCCUGGGGCACCCCGCCCUGCACCAGAACCUGCCCCCCGGCUUCCCUGCCUCUGUGGCUGGCCCCGUGCCCUCCGUCUUCCCCCUGCCCCAGGACGCCCCCACGCAGCUGGUCAUCCUGCCCUCGGAGCCUGCGCCCCACAGUGCCCCCCACACGCUCGCGGAUGUCAUGGACCAGGCCUCGCUGUGGCCCUCCAUGUAUGGGGGCCGGGGCCCUGCCUCCCACAUGCAGCACGCGGGCCAGCUCCCCGUCUACUCACGCUCCCAGCUCCUACGGCAGCAAGAGCUCUACGCCCUGCAGCAGCAGCAGCAGCAGCAACAGCAACAGCAACAGCAGCAGCAGCAGCAACAGCAGCAGCAGCUGCAUCGGGCCGCCCAGUUCCAGCGGAAGCCGGAGGACCACCCCCUGGAGCUGGAGGAGCCCACCCAGGAGAAGGCCCUGAAGUCCACCCACAAGCCAGUUGCCUUAACCCCCUCGGCCCAGGGCGCCCCCUCGCCCGCCACAGGCCCCAUCAAGCUACCACCUUGCUGCCACCCGCCCACACUGAAGCCCCCUGCCAGCUGCCCCACACCCCCGCCACGGCCUGGCGCCCCGUGCACUUUACCCGUCUGCCCCGCCAGCAGCCCUGGGCCUGGCUCCAAGGUGCCCAGCGCCAAGGACGAGAGUGGGGACGGCCGGCGGCCCGGGGCCGGCGUUGCCUCACUGGAACCAGACCUGCCUCCCGGAUACGCGCACCCCACGGCCAGCACGAGCUUCUCCGCCCCCCUGCCCUCAGACAUGCACUCAUCUGACCUCGAGGACCCCGAAACUAUGCAAACCGCCGCCCCAGGGGCCCAGCCUGAGCCUACAAGGACGUUCCUGCCCGGGGAGCUGCCCCCCUGCGGCCCCGUGAGCCUGGAGGAGCAGCCCGGACUGCUCUUGGGGGCCAGGGAGGCCGCCCAGAACCUUGCCGCCACCCCCAGCCCCGCCAAGCGGGGAGCCCAGGGGACGGCAGUGGACCCCAGCCCACUUGAGGGGCUGCAAGAACUGCAGUGCGGGGCCCUCCUCGAGGGAGGGGUCCCUGAGGCCACCAUCCAGGCUCGUUCUACUCAGGGAGGGGCGCAAGAGGAGGGGAGCAGGAGGGAGGGGGGCGAGGAGGGCGAACAAGGGCUCUUGGGGGCCUCUCCCCCGGCCCUGGAGCAGCAGGCAGGGAGCCCGGACCCCCUGGGUGAGGAGGGGGCACGGCUGGCCCCAGAGGAGGCCGAGCUGGAGCUCAAGCCAGAGGACUCAGAGGAGGAGCCCGGGGCAGCUCCCGACAACAGCCCACCACCCAGGAUGCUACCAGGCCUGGAUGCCUUGGUGGCCGCCACCAUCGACCUGGGGGACCUGCCCAGUGGUGGCCUGCUGGACCCUCAGCCCCUGGCGGCCUCCAGGCCCCCCAGCACAGCCGCUCCCCCUAGCAGCUCAGGGAUUCACGGGAUUGCUCUGCUCAGCGAGCUGGCGGACCUGGAUACCCAGCGGCAGAGCAGCGAGCAGGCCAUGCCAGAGGAGGAGGAGGAUGUGCUGGCCUUCAACCUGCAGCACCUGGCCACACUGGCCACUGCCUGGUCCCUGGUGGAGGCCGCUGGCCUGGACAUGCCCACCACCUCUGCACAGCCCGCCGCUGCCGAGCCCUGUGGUGGCCCCCGGCUCACACCCCGCAUGCAGAUCCUGCAGCGAAAGGACACCUGGGCCCCCAAGACCAAGCCUGUGUGCCCACUGAAGGCCGCCAUCGACCGGCUGGACACGCAGGAGGUGGAGAUGCGCAUGCAGCUGGCGGAGCUGCAGCGGCGCUACAAGGAGAAGCAGCGGGAGCUGGCCCGCCUGCAGCGCAGGCACGACCACGAGAGAGAGGAGAGCUCUCGGAGCCCUGCACGGCGGGGGCCUGGCCGGCCAAGGAAGCGCAAACACUCCAGCUCACUGCCCGCCCUGCGGCCUGGGGGCCAGCUCGCCAGGACUGAUGGCAAGAAAGUCAAGGCGGUGCGGACCAGCCUCAGUCGGCUGUGCGCGGAGCUGCGGGGAGCUGGUGGGGGCGAGCCCGCCCCGAAGCGCAGCAGGCUGGAGAAGAGCGUCUACGCCGGCCUGCAGGCAGCCUCCCUGGAGAAGGCGCGAUGCAAGAAGAGCAGCAGCCAGAGUGGGCUGGCGUCCUCAGUGGCCCACAAGGCAGCCCGGCUGAAGCCAAAGGUCAAGGGCAGGGGGCUGCCCACGGGCCUUGGCCCCUUCCCGCGGGCAGAGGUGAGCCCAGGGAGGCGCAUCCGCAAGGAGCUAUCCCGAGCCAAGAGCGCCAAGGCAUCCAGGGCAGCCCGGCGCCCACAGCCCGAGGGUGAUGGCAGCAGGGAGAUGCCCAGAUUCCCCGCACGGCCGGUGGUGGCCUCGUCCCAUGAGGCAGGCAGUGGCUAUGACAGCGAGGACUGCGGGGGUCUCUUGGGGGCAGAGGCACCACCCAGGGAGCCCGGGCUGCACUCGGGGCCCGGCAUGGCCGUGCUGGGGCCCUCGCCCUCCUCCGUUGUCAAGAUGGAGGCCAACCAGAAGGCCAAGAAGAAGAAGGAGAGGCAGGGCCUGCUCGGGGCCUGCCGCCUGUCCAGCUCCGAGGGCGAGGUGAAGAUCAGGCGGCGGACGGUGAAGGAAAAAGCGGGCACCAAGCUGGAUCGGGCGCCGGGGCGGAGGCCGCCAGGAGCACCAGGCAAGAAGAAGGCCAAGGGCGGCCUGCGGGCAGAGCCAGGGGCCACUCCGGGCAGGGACGCCCUCUUCAGCCCCUCCCGGGCCUUUGCCUGCCGCGAGGAGGGCAGCAAGCUGGCCAGCGAGCGCCUCAAGAGAGCCACGCGCAAGAGUACCAUGCUGCAGCCGGUGCUGCGGCGGAAGAACGGGGCCCUGUCCAUCGCCCUGGCCGCCCGCAACGCCAAGGCCAUCCUGGGCAAGGGCCGGAAGCUGGGCAAGGUGAAGAACAAGAGGGUCCGCAAGCAGGGCAAGGGCCGGGCCGUGAGCCGCCUGCUAGAGAGCUUCGCCGUGGAGGACGACUUCGACUUUGAUGACAACAGCAGCUUCUCGGAGGAGGAUGAGGAGGAGGAGGACGAGGAGGCCAGCGGCCCCCUGAGCGCAGAGCAGAGCGCAGCCCUGGCGCGCUCCUGCACCAUCCACAAGGAGGACCUGCAGGACGGGCUGCCCGUGCUCAUUGCCAAGGAGGACAGCCUGCUGUAUGCGGGCAGCGUCAGGACCCUGCAGGCCCCCGACAUCUACAGCAUCGUCAUCGAGGGCGAGAGGGGCAACCGGCAGAGGGUCUACUCGCUGGAGCAGCUGCUGCAGGAAGCGGUUCUCGAUGUGCAGCCGCAGUCUAGCCGGUACCUCCCGCCCGGCACCCGCGUCUGCGCCUACUGGAGCCAGAAGUCCCGCUGUCUGUACCCAGGCAAUGUGGUCCGAGGCAACUGUGCUGAGGAGGAGGACGACCUGGACUCCGUGGUGGUGGAGUUCGACGAUGGGGACACAGGCCACAUCGCCGUCUCCAACGUCAGGCUCCUGCCCCCAGACUUCAAGAUCCAGUGCACAGAGCCGUCCCCAGCUCUGCUCGUGUCCACCAGCUGCCGGAGGACCAAGAAAGCCUCCAGCGAGGCCCCCCCACCCGGUGAAGCCACCGCCCCCAGCCUGUCCCCCAAAGCGCAAGACAGCUCCGAAACCUCAAAGACCCCUGGGAAGAAAUCCAUGAGCAAAGAUAAAGCUGGCAAAGCCGAACUCCUAACCUCAGGUGCCAAAUCCCCCACGGGGGCCUCAGACCACUUCCUGGGCCGCCGGGGCAGCCCCCUGCUGAGCUGGUCCGCGGUGGCACAGACCAAGCGGAAGGCGGUGGCCACAGCCACGGCGGGCAAGGGGCCGGGGGUGUUGCAGAACCUCUUCCAGCUCAACGGCAGCGCCAAGAAGCUGCGGGCCCACGAGGCUCUGUUCCCCGUGCACAGCAUGGCCGCGCCCGUGUUUGGCAACGGCUUCCGUGCCGACUCCUUCAGCAGCCUGGCCAGCUCCUACGCGCCCUUCGUGGGCGGGGCAGGGCCAGGCCUGCCCGGCGGAGCCCACAAGCUGCUGCGGGCCAAGAAGGCUGAGCGGGCGGAGGCCGAGAAGGGUGCACGGCGGCGGGCGGGCAGUGAGUUCCUGGUCAAGCUGGACCACGAGGGCGUGACGUCCCCCAAGAACAAGAACUGCAAGGCGCUGCUCAUGGGGGACAAGGACUUCGGCCCCAAGCUGGGGCGGGCCCUGCCCAGCCCUAGCUAUGCGCACCCGGCCCUGGUGGGCAAGGACAGGAAGGGGCGGGCGCCCGUCCACCCGCUGCCCAUGGGGCUGGCGCUGCGCAAGUUCGCGGGCCAGGCCGAGUACCCACUCCCCUGCGACAGCGACUGCCACAGCUCCUACUCGGACGAGGACGAGGACGGGCCGGGGCUGGCGGCUGGCGUGCCCUCCCGCUUCCUCACCCGCCUGUCCGUGUCGUCGUCCUCGUCCGGCUCGUCCACCUCGUCCUCCUCGGGCUCCGUGUCCACCUCCAGCCUCUGCUCCUCGGACAACGAGGACUCGUCCUAUAGCUCGGACGACGAGGACCCUGCCCUGCUGCUGCAGACCUGCCUCUCCCACCCCGUGCCCGCCCUCCUGGCCCAGCCCGAGGCCCUGCGCGCCAAGGGGGGGCCCCACACGCACGCCCAGCGCUGCUUCCUGUCCAGGGCGGCGGUGGCCACGGGCGCCGGCCCCAGCGGAGGCAAAUCCAAGCUCAAGCGCAAGGAGGCCCUGAGCUUCUCCAAAGCCAAAGAGCUUUCCCGGAGGCAGCGGCUGCCCUCCGUGGAAAACCGGCCAAAGAUCUCAGCCUUCCUGCCUGCCCGGCAGCUCUGGAAGUGGUCAGGGAACCCCACGCAGCGGCGUGGCAUGAAGGGGAAGGCCAGGAAGCUGUUCUACAAGGCCAUUGUCCGGGGCAAGGAGACACUGCGUGUUGGGGACUGUGCCGUCUUCCUGUCGGCCGGGCGGCCCAACCUGCCCUACAUUGGCCGCAUCGAGAGCAUGUGGGAGUCGUGGGGCAGCAACAUGGUGGUGAAGGUCAAGUGGUUCUACCACCCCGAGGAGACCAAGCUGGGCAAGCGGCAGUGCGACGGCAAGAACGCGCUGUACCAGUCGUGCCACGAGGACGAGAACGAUGUGCAGACCAUCUCCCACAAGUGCCAGGUGGUGGGGCGUGAGCAGUACGAGCAGAUGGCCCGGAGCCGGAAGUGCCAGGACCGGCAGGACCUCUACUACCUGGCUGGCACCUACGACCCCACCACAGGGCGCCUGGUGACGGUCGACGGCGUGCCCAUCCUGUGCUGAGCCCGCCUGGCAUCCGGCGGCCUUUGGCACUGAGCGGUCAGGCCGAGCGCCAGGGGCGUCUGAGCAGAUGCGCGAGCCUGCCAGGCAGGGUCCACGUCCCCUGUGAUUUCCCUGGAAAGAGAGAGCUCCCGGCCGGCCGCAGAGCCCGGUCCCGUCCCACCUGCUGCAGAGGGUCGUGCUGUGCCCCUGCCGGGACCGCCGGCCUGCCCGCCGCACGCGCGGGCGCUCUGUUUUCCGCAUCGGCAGUUCACGAGAGAUUAGAAUCCAAGCCAUAUUUCCCUAGUACCUCCGACCGUCUCCCACCAGGGAAAGCAGAAAUCAGGUGUGUUGUCUAUUUAUUUCUCUAUGUAAAUAUUGUAUUUCUGCGGGGAAAUUCUAUGGAAGAAAGUGGAAAAGGAUUUUCCCCCAUCCGCGUGACGAGGGUGUGUGCGUGUGCGUGUGUGUAGGGACUGUGUUCGGGGGUUUCCUUCGGAAAUGCACUGUUCUUGGCCUAGCUGAGUUCCGACUGGGGCAUCUGUGACGACGAGGCAGCUCGGGGUGGGAGCAGAGGCCAAAGGCCACGGGAGGGUCAGGUGGGACCCUCGGGGGCACCCUCUAAUCUCUUGGGGGGCUACUGUGUAAGGUGAAAGUCACACUCGAGUUUCCUUCCUGUCAAUGCGUCCCUAGGAAAAUAGUCCUGGGGGGUGAGGAGGGCCACAGCGGAGAAGGAGCUCCGGGCUCCAGGCGCAAACAGUACCAGUGCCCGGCCCGAGAGUGGCGGCGGCCACGUGCAUCUUACCUCUGUUUAAAAAGAAACAAAGAAGAACAAGUAUUUCAAAGUAUUGAUAAGAAAAAGUGACAUUUUGAUUUUAUUUCCUGAAUAUUCCAAUUUAUAUCUGAUUUCCGUUUUCACGGCCAGUUAGUCCAAGGGGAAGGAGUCUAGGCUUCACCCGGACAGGGAGGGGGCCGGCCCCUCACCCACCUCUGCGCCUCCCUCCUGCCCUAACGCUGGGGAAGCAGGUGGGGCUAUGAGCCCCUCCUCACCCUCCCGCCCCCACCGUCCUUUCCUCGGGGCAGCAGGUGAUCUGGGAGUUCCACCGGAUUCAUCCUCACCUCCUCCCCAGUCACCUUCCCUGGUGCCCCAAAACCCCUGGCCAACCUCGCUGGCCUGCUCAGGGCUUGGGUGACAAGGCCAGGCCAGAGGUUCAGGACUGGGGGACAAGAAAAUAAAAGGCCCUGCCGUCACCACCCACCCCGGCCUGGGCCCCAAGGAGGUUUCUGGGCGUUCUCUGUGGCCACUGGAUGGCCUGUUGCAGUCGUGCCUGGGGCAGAGCCAGGGCCCCGCCUGCCCGCCUGUGCCCAGGUCCCGGCCCCCAGUGCAGGGAGCAGCCCUCGGGGCAGGAGAACUCGGCACCCUUCACCUCCUCCCUCAGCCGACAAGGACAGACAGGGCCGGCCGGACCGGACCUGCAGCCGCAGCCCCUCAUUCUCAGAAAGGUGUCAGGGGCCCCUGCUCCCAUGUCUGUCCGCGACAAGGCUCUCCCGGCCCCACAGGCAGCCGCUGCUCUGGGCUGAGCUCCGUGUGCGCCACAGCCAGGUCCCUCAAAAGAGGGGUUGUGGGGGCCCCACACCCCAACCCCGGGCCCUCUCAGCCCCCACUUCUUUCUCAGGCUGCCCAGGAACCCGCUCUCCUCCUUCGGGGCCUGUUUCUCCCGCCUGCUGCAGGCCCCCCGGGUGCCCCUCCAGGUGGCUCCACAGGACGCUCAAGGUGGGGGAGGGCUGCUUUGUGACGGGGACCCCCAGCUUUCCGGCCCCACCCCGAGUUUACCCUUUGUCUCGGCACGAGUGCAAUAUGUCGUUCCUGGUGGGUGUCGGGAAGAUGGUCGCCAAGGCCCUGCCUGAGGCUUGGGAACCAGAAAGAUGUCACAGGAAGAAAAGCGCGGCCAGGCACGAAGGCCCCUGGGACAGCUGAGAUGCUGGAAUGAGAAUUAAGGCCACUUUACAACCCACAAGCCGAGGCGUGAGCGCCAGGGGAAGGCCCCUCUCUUGGCAGCCUCGUUCCUUGCCCCUUCUGCCGGGUCCCCUCUGCCCUUCCGUUUCUCUCCCCUCCCUCCUUGCUGUGUGUGUGCGCGAGUGGCGUGACCCUCCCUCUAUCCGUGGUUAAACGUGGCAAAAGCACGAUUCUUGUAAAUGUGUAAACUAAGAGGAUGGUUGGAUUUUUUUUCAAUGUAAACACUAAAAACAAAACAAACAAAAACACAAAGGUUUUAUGAACAGCAAACUCUAUGUAAAGGCGUUUUAGUAUUAAAUUUUUUAUUGAUAACUUG
Lemur catta (Ring-tailed lemur) is the source of this 10175-nucleotide messenger RNA. It is a transcript of the gene BAHCC1, whose product is annotated as BAH domain and coiled-coil containing 1. The transcript is spliced from 27 exons. Bases 1 to 7869 code for a protein of 2622 amino acids. Gene Ontology annotation, molecular function: chromatin binding. Lineage: Eukaryota; Metazoa; Chordata; Mammalia; Primates; Lemuridae. The record is from RefSeq and is a predicted model, not a curated record.